AUGUUCCGCCGCGCCCUAACGGCCGCCUCAACAGCGCGCACAUCACCGACAAGCACAAUACCAAGCGCCUCAUCCCGCAAGCUCCAAGUCACCCGCCCAUCAUGGCACCUUGUACGCACACCCAAGCCAGAGAGCACAAGCCUAAAACGCUCUCCGCUCCUCUUCAAUCCUAUCUCAAGCCCAAAACCAAAACCAAAAAAACUAACCGCAAAACCGCACGAACAGAACCCAAGCACCACCCGCCUCUUCACCACGACCCCAUUCACAGCUUUUACAGCAUCACCACCAACCAAAAAAGACCCCUCACCAUUCCGCCUCUCCGCAAACAAAACCGACUCCUCCCCUCCCUCCUUCGAAGAUGUCUAUUACAGCCCUUACCAACCAAAGCGCCAAUGGCCACCGGAUAUGUCCAAGCUGUCGCCGAAACACCAGUUCCGACUUGAGCGAAAGUACCGUCGUCGCGCGGCGCUGAAGUAUGCCCGGCCGAAGUUUAUGAAGGCUGUUACACUGGCACAGUGGGUUGUUAUUGGAUUUGUCAUUAUCUACUCCGUGCUAUUCAUGGAGUGGGAUACGGAUGAUACUGGGUUCCAUAUGAUUCGGGAGAAAUUCUUCGCUGGUGUCCGGGCUGUAUUCUCCAGCGCGCCGCCUCCUGGUCCGAGAAGGGAUCAGAAGGAUAAUACGUCGUCUGAGCAGAGCUAG
This is a messenger RNA of Penicillium verrucosum, 699 nucleotides long. RefSeq lists its product as uncharacterized. The record is from RefSeq and is a predicted model, not a curated record. Lineage: Eukaryota; Fungi; Ascomycota; Eurotiomycetes; Eurotiales; Aspergillaceae. The transcript is spliced from 3 exons. Bases 1 to 699 code for a protein of 232 amino acids.